AUGAGGAAAGAGGAUUUCCUGUCAGCAAAGCAGGUACAUACAAGACCCUUGUCAAAGUACUGUGACUACGAUAUCGAAAAUUGUACCACGAAAUCCUUCGCUCCAAAUCAUUCCAAAUAUCAUCGGGAAAUGGCUUCCUCUCCUGUCCCGGCUACCUGCAAGGUUAUCUUGGCUCAAGGAAUUGCUAAAAAGUUACUUGGAGAAGUUUCAACAGAUCUGAAGAAGCUAUCUUUCAAGCCUAAGCUUGUUGGAUUGUUGGCAAAUGAUGAUCCUGCAGCUCAACAGUAUGCAGACUGGUCAAUGGCAACAUGCAUCGAGAAUGGUUUCGACUUUGAGCUCCGAAAGUUCACCAAAGAAGAGAUCGAAGACGAAAUCCUAAAAGCAAACAACGACGAUUCCAUUCAUGGUAUCAUUGUAUACUACCCCAUUUUCCCCGCACCUUCUCUCCAAGAUGGAUAUAUUCAACAAAUUGUUGCCUUGAACAAAGAUGUAGAAGGAUUGGCACAUACCUACCGUUUCAAUAUGUACCAAAACAUUCGAUUUCUCGACGCUCCUCACAAUACUCAAAAGUCAAUUUUACCUUGCACACCUUUAGCCGUUGUCAAAGUUCUCGAACAUCUACAGAUUUAUAACUCAGUUUUACCCUAUGGGAAUCGAUUAUAUGGAAAGACAAUCACUGUAUUCAAUCGCUCCGAGGUUGUUGGACGUCCAUUGGCUGCUUUACUUGCGAAUGAUGGUGCUACCGUGUAUUCUUGCGAUCUUGACGGAGUUAAGCUGUUUACUCGUGGCAAAGGGAUUAAGAAAGUCCAUCAUGAGGUUCACGAUAUGGAAGGGAUGAAGAAUGAUGAUUGUUUGCCAAAGAGUGAUGUUGUUAUCUCGGGUGUUCCAGGAGAGAGAUUCAAGGUCAAUACCGAGUUGAUCAGAGAUGGAGCUGUCUGUAUCAAUUUUUCCUCUCAAAAGAAUUUUGAUGGUCCAGCUGUUAAGGAGAAAGCUUCAAUCUAUGUACCAUCAAUUGGAAAAGUUACCAUUGCGGUUCUUUUGAGAAAUCUUUUGAGAUUGGUAGAAAAUCAGGGAAAGGGGGCAGCGAAGCCAACGGAGAUCUCAAACUGA
This is a messenger RNA of Sclerotinia sclerotiorum 1980 UF-70, 1110 nucleotides long. RefSeq lists its product as hypothetical. Gene Ontology annotation, biological process: purine nucleobase biosynthetic process. Lineage: Eukaryota; Fungi; Ascomycota; Leotiomycetes; Helotiales; Sclerotiniaceae. The record is from RefSeq and is a predicted model, not a curated record. Gene Ontology annotation, molecular function: methylenetetrahydrofolate dehydrogenase (NADP+) activity; methylenetetrahydrofolate dehydrogenase (NAD+) activity. The transcript has 4 exons. Gene Ontology annotation, cellular component: cytosol. Bases 1 to 1110 code for a protein of 369 amino acids.